Messenger RNA from Xyrauchen texanus (razorback sucker), 1892 nucleotides. RefSeq names its product FIP1 like 1a (S. cerevisiae) (gene fip1l1a). The transcript has 15 exons. Gene Ontology annotation, molecular function: RNA binding. Gene Ontology annotation, cellular component: mRNA cleavage and polyadenylation specificity factor complex. The record is from RefSeq and is a predicted model, not a curated record. Lineage: Eukaryota; Metazoa; Chordata; Actinopteri; Cypriniformes; Catostomidae. Bases 173 to 1561 code for a protein of 462 amino acids.
UGUGUCUCUUUGGUUACGCGCACCUGCCGCACCAGCACGCAGCGUGUCACUGUGACAGCUGUGACAGCGAAAAUACUAUUCUUGCACUACGUGAGUAGUAAAAUCUGUAAAUCGCCGAUUGCAACUGAACCUAUUUUCUCAAAGCAAGGCGUAAAAACCGGCCGUGAUCACCAUGUCCACUAAAGAAGUAGAGAAAACAGCUGAUGAGAGUGCUGAUGACGAGACGGACUGGCUGUAUGGAGAUGAUAAUUUUGAAGAAGGAGAGAGUACAGAAAAGGAAGUCUUCAGUGCCCUGAUUGGUGAUGUGGAUGGUGUGAUUGGACUCAGUUACCAGGAGAGUGAAUCAGACAGUGAUGAUGAUGAUGAUGUCUGUGUGACCAUCGGUGGCAUUAAAAUGGGCGGAUCCCAGGGCUCGUCAUUUGAAUCCAGUUCCAUCAGUCUGAACAUAAAGACCUCUGCAUCAGGCUCUAAGUCCAGAGGGCUGGAUCUGAAUGCUGAGAGCAAUCUCCUGGAGGUGGAUGUAGAGUCCUUUGAGGAGAAGCCAUGGAGGAAGCCAGGUGCAGAUCUGUCUGAUUACUUUAACUAUGGUUUUAACGAGGACACCUGGAAGGCAUACUGUGACAAACAGAGACGACUGCGCAUGAGUCUAGAGAUCUUGAGCCUGGGGUCAUCCAGCAAAAUAAUGCUGCAUCAGAAGUCUAAUGAUCUGUUAGAAUACUCAUCCAGCAAGUCAAGCGGUUCGAUCAAUGUUAUCGAAGGACAGACAGGGACCAUCAGUCGAGUGGAAGGCAGAAGACGUCACAGUGCAGAUGAAAAUAACAUCCAGGUUGUGUCGGAGCAUUCUUCGGACACAGAGUUAUCCUCGCCAAAGCUGUCGCCCUUUUUUCCUUCAAAUAUUCCACCUCCACCUUUCCCUCCACCACCCCUCAUACCACCACCUGGUUUUCCUCUACUUCCUGGGGGUCCUCCACCUAUAAGACCAACAACAGAUAGUGGACGUUUGGCUGGAAGCUAUGAUGGACGCUCAGCCCCACCUUACCCCUUCCCUGCAGGUGUGUACUCACCUGCAGUGGGCGUGUCUUCCUGGCCUGGCAUGAUCGACAAUGGCAAGGCAUGGGAGUAUUAUGCCCGCAAACAAAGGAACAGAGAAAAGGAGAAAGAGAAAACCAGAGAGCGAGGGCACAGGAAAGACAGAGAAAAGGAGAGGGAGAGAGAGAGGUACAGAGAAACGGAUCGUGAGCAUAGUCCCUCCUCACAAGACCACAAAAGUGACGAGGAGCGCCGGUCUCGGCACAGGGAUCACAGUCAUUACGGGAGUGACAGGUAUCGAGAAAGCUCCGGAAGAGAUGGAGAGAGUGACAGACGUCGAGAGAGAAGACACGAAGACAGGCAUGAACAACACCGAUCCUCACACAGUGGCCACAGUAGGAGGCGUCAUGAAAGUGGUGACACAGAGAACAGGAGAAACAGGCACAAACGCUCCAGGCAUCACCGAGAGAGCAGGGAGCCCAGCGAGGAGUGCAGUGCAGACCAGGAGAACCAGUCAGAGGUGACAGAAUAACUUGCUGGUGAACCUGUUUGCUGACCAUUGAGUCCAUUCACCAGUCAGAGCCUGAGGCAUGACCAACUGAAAGUCAAUUUUGCCUUAUCACAUGCCAAAAACUUGAUUUGCCAAUUUAUGUUACAUUUUUAGCGAUUUAAGAUUUUUUUCUUGAAAAUAUAAUUUAUGAAAUGGAAAAAAGUGGUCCAAAUGGUACACCGUUUUUAAUUUAUACAUUUAUUUAUUAAUUUAAAAUGAACUAAACAACAUUAAGGUUGUUUUGAUAAUACAAGAUGGUAUUUUUGUUGUACCAAAUGUUAAUUUUGUUGAAGCAAAAUCAUUAUAAACAUGA